UUCGGGGGCGGGGCGGGUGGGCUGGCAGCUGCCCCCCAACAACAGGUGCACAUUCCUGGGCGCCUGGUCACUUCCCCUGUGCUGGCGGUCCCGGCAGCUUCCUGAGUGAACUCACUAAGCGACACAGCCAGGAUAUGACCCCAGGGGCGCUGCUGCUGCUACUGCUGGGGGCUCUGGGAACACCACUAGCCCCAAGUGUACGCGGCUCAGAAACCGAGGGCCGACUCCGCGAGAAACUUUUCUCCGGGUAUGAUAGCUCCGUGAGGCCGGCGCGGGAGGUGGGAGACCGCGUCGGAGUCAGCAUUGGUCUCAGCCUGGCGCAACUCAUCAGCCUGAACGAGAAGGAUGAAGAGAUGAGCACAAAGGUGUACUUAAACCUGGAGUGGACUGACUACAGACUGAGUUGGGACCCUGCAGAGUACGACGGCAUCGAUUUGCUCCGCAUCACCGCAGAAUCUGUGUGGCUACCUGACGUGGUGCUGCUGAACAACAAUGAUGGAAAUUUUGACGUCGCUCUAUACAUUAACGUCGUGGUGUCCUCAAACGGCUCCGUUCGCUGGCAACCCCCCGGCAUCUAUCGCAGCAGCUGCAGCAUCCAGGUCACCUACUUCCCCUUUGACUGGCAGAACUGCACUAUGGUGUUCAGUUCCUACAGCUAUGACAGCUCUGAGGUCAGCCUGCAGACAGGCCUGGGUCCUGAUGGGCAAGAGCAACAGGAAAUUCACAUUCACGAAGGGACAUUCAUUGAGAAUGGCCAAUGGGAAAUUAUCCAUAAGCCCUCUCGGCUUAUCCAGCCUCCAGGGGAUCCUAGGGAAGGAAGAGAAAGACAGCAUCAGGAAGUCAUCUUCUACCUUAUCAUCCGCCGGAAGCCUCUCUUCUACCUGGUCAAUGUCAUUGCCCCAUGCAUCCUCAUCACCCUCCUGGCCAUCUUCGUUUUCUACCUGCCACCAGAUGCAGGAGAGAAGAUGGGGCUCUCAAUCUUUGCCUUAUUGACCCUUACUGUGUUCCUGCUGCUGCUGGCAGACAAAGUGCCUGAGACCUCGCUGGCGGUCCCCAUUAUUAUCAAGUACCUUAUGUUCACCAUGGUCCUCGUCACCUUCUCAGUCAUCUUUAGUGUUGUGGUUCUCAACCUGCACCACCGCUCACCUCACACCCACCAAAUGCCCUUUUGGGUCCGGCAGAUCUUCAUUCACAAGCUCCCUCUGUAUCUGGGUCUGAAGAGGCCCAAACCUGAGAGAGAUCAGAUGCCAGAGCCCCCUCACUCUUCUUCUCCGGGAAGUGGCUGGGGCCGGGGAACAGAUGAAUAUUUCAUCCGGAAGCCGGCGAGUGAUUUUCUGUUCCCCAAACCUGACAGGUUCCAGCUGCAACUGCCUGCCCCGGACCUGCGACGAUUUAUCGAUGGUCCAAACCGGGCUGUUAGUCUACCUCCUGAGCUACGAGAGGUCCUUUCCUCGAUUAGCUACAUCGCUCGGCAGCUGCAGAAACAGGAAGACCACGAUGCGCUGAAGGAGGAUUGGCAGUUUGUAGCCAUGGUAGUGGACCGCCUCUUCCUGUGGACCUUCAUCAUAUUCACGAGCGUCGGGACCCUGGUCAUCUUCCUGGACGCCACGUACCACUUGCCCCCUCCUGUCCCUUUUCCUUGAGAUCUGGAGGGCCGACACCUGGUCCUGGGCCAGCUGAACUGAGAGUUCGGCGUCACGGACAAGCCCUGUCUUUCUAAGUAUCUUAACUCCUUCGCUAGGAAUCCAGCCCUCUUAUUUUGUUUCUGGGCAGGAAGCUGAAGUGGAACUGAGGGCUGGGCUGACAGGUGCCUUGAACCCACCUGAAAUGCACUAUUAGCUUAUUUAUUCCUUGGGCUCUUGAAGAAGUUCCUUUGGGUUUCAACACUUAGGCCCCCAAUUAAAUAGAACAAAGAACAAGAACUAGAUUGUAAACCUUAUGAAGUUAGGAAAUGUGUCUUGUUCACUAUAGAUUCCCAGCACCUUGCACAGGUCCUAACCUAUAUUAAAUGCUUAACAUUUGUUAAAUAAAUAGGGGGAAAAAAUCUAGAAUGAAAUACACCAAUUAAUAGUGCUUCUUUUGCAUGUGGGGAUGUGGUCAUUUUUGCUUUCACAUUUCUGUAAUUAUGUUUUGUAAUGAGUGCUAUCUUUAGCAUAAAAAAAGGUUAUUUCUAAAAGCAUGUAUUUGUAAUGAGAAAAGAAAAAAAGCAUUUUGAAGACCCCAAAGUUGCAGCUUUGGUGCUCAAACAAGCCCCUGAACUUCCCUAAAUCUGUUUUCACACCAGUAAAAUGAAACUAACAAUAUAAUAUAUCAUUGUCUGAGAAUCAUGAGAUGAGAACAAAAGUAGCAUACAGUAUAUAUUAGAGGUUGCAAACUGGUGUGUUUUAUUUGGCCCAUGUUGUUGGCUUGGACAGUUUUAAAUUCAAUCAUUUGGUUACUUUUUAAUUUUUUUUUAGACAAGGUCUCGGUCUGUCACCUGGGCAAGAUUAUGGUAGCAUCAUCACAGCUCAUUGCAACCUGAACUCUUGGGCUAAAGCAAGCUUCCUGCUUCAUCCUACGUGCUACAGGCAUGCACCACUACACCAGCUAAUUUUUCUAUUUUUUGUAGAACUGGGUCUCACUCUUGCUCAGACUAGUCUUGAACUCAUUGCUAGCAAGCCUCUCAACUUGGCCUCCCGAAGUACUAGGAUUACAGGUGUGAGCCACUAUGCCUGACCAUUUGGCUACUUCUAAAUUUGAACAUUUCACAAAGAAAUGUGGAUUUCUGGCUUUUUUUUUUUUUUUUUUUUUUUGAGACAGAGCCUCAAGCUGUUGCCCUUGGUAGAGUGCCAUAGCAUCACAGCACACAGCAACCUCCAGCUCCUGGGCUUCCUCGAUUCUCUUGCCUCAGCCUCCUAAGUAGCUGGGACUACAGUCUGCCACAAUGCCCAGCUAUUUUUUGGUUGUAGUUGUCGUUGUUUGGCAGGCCCGAGCCGGAUUCAAACCUGCCAGCUCUGGUGUAUGUGGCUGGUGCCUUAGCCACUUGAGCUACAGGAACCGAGCCAGAUUUCUGGCUUUUGGGCAGCACCUAUAGCUCAAGGAGUGGGUGCCGCCCCAUAUGCCAGAGGUGGUGGGUUCAAACCCGGCCCCGGCUAAAAACUGCAAAAAAACAAACAAAAACCAAAAACAGAUUCCUGGCUUUUGUGGAAAAAUAUUGAAAAACUGUAGAAACACCAGGCUUGGGUUUCCUGUUGUCAACAAUCUGCUAUGGCUGAUUAGUGGCUGCCUACUCUGGUCAAGUUAUUUAUGCCAGAAUUCCACAAAUUCCCUGUCCACCUGACUGGCUUCACUCAUUUUACUUGCCCAUCUUUUUUUAACUGUAUAUAUGGUAUCUGUAUCUCUCCAUGUUAUCUAUAUCUAGAAAAAAUAGAGGAUGGGAGGAGGGGCAAAGAGUUGAAGCCAAUGGGGAGGCUGGGAGUGGAAAAAAGAAAGUCUUAUGGCCAUUGCACAAUUUGUGCCCCACUUUCCUUUCCCCAUUUAAGGUAGGGCCAUUCUGGAUAUGGACCUAGCAGUUGUGUACAGUAGGCUAUGUGAACUCGACUGUUAAUGGUCUUGCCUGGAAACUGGAUCAGAGUCAGCUUGAGUCUAGUGGCUACAGCAAUUAGUGAUACCUAGAAUCAACAAGUCCUCAUACCUAAAUUGCUGUUGUUUUUGUCUUUAAGAGAGAGCAUAGGAAUACAAUUCCCAGGAAACCCUGUGGAACAAGGUUAGCAUGUCCCUUUCCCCCAGACCCUCCAGCCACGCAAAUAAUUGCACCUGGCAUCCCACCAUGGAGCAGUUUGUCUUUCUUGUUGGUUUAUUGGCCUAGAGAGUUGGACACACACACAAAUGCGGAGAUAAAUAUUGGUCAGUUUCUCUAAAUCUGGAUCCUCACUACGUAUAGAGCUAGAGUCUGUAGAAUUCUAAAUCUUGCGUGCUGUGGCACAGAACCAGUAGCCUUCCCACUCUGCUGCUACCCUGCUUCCCAGGGAACAUGAGGAAAGAGGGCACAAACUGACAAAACUUAAUCAUUUUCAAAAGAUGAAACUGCAAAAUCUUCUACUUCCAAACUUACAAUAGUCAAAUUUCCCAGCUCAAAUACAUAUAUUUUAAUCUCCACUUAGCCACAAUCUCAUUUGUUGCCCAGAAACACCGAAAUCUGGAACCUAUAUUCCUUAAUAUUUAAAAAAAAAAUAAA
Molecule: messenger RNA, 4216 nt
Organism: Nycticebus coucang (slow loris)
Lineage: Eukaryota; Metazoa; Chordata; Mammalia; Primates; Lorisidae
Gene: CHRNB1
Product: cholinergic receptor nicotinic beta 1 subunit
Exons: 11
Coding region: 135-1643 (502 amino acids)
Biological process (GO): nervous system process; regulation of membrane potential; signal transduction
Cellular component (GO): postsynaptic membrane; neuron projection; synapse
Molecular function (GO): acetylcholine-gated monoatomic cation-selective channel activity; transmembrane signaling receptor activity
Source: RefSeq, a predicted model, not a curated record